Scedosporium apiospermum is the source of this 1182-nucleotide messenger RNA. RefSeq lists its product as uncharacterized. Bases 1 to 1182 code for a protein of 393 amino acids. The transcript has 2 exons. The record is from RefSeq and is a predicted model, not a curated record. NCBI's taxonomy places the organism in Eukaryota, Fungi, Ascomycota, Sordariomycetes, Microascales, Microascaceae.
AUGAGUCCAGAGUCGACCCGCCUUACUCGAAUUGGGGGCCGGAGCAGGAGGAGCCAGUAUUGGAGCCGCCUCCAACGUCGUGACGAUGAGGGUGAUGAUGAGUCUGGAGAUGAGAACGACGGACAAAACGACAGCGAUGACGACGGCGAAGAUGAGGCCCAACCGAGGCUUCCACCACCAGCUGCGGUUGUACCUCCUCCUCCAGCAGGACAGGGCACUUUACCACAGCCUCCAGUAGUUGCCAGCCCAAUACCACUUGAGGCGCCGCCUGCCACCACCCCUACGAGUGCCGCCGCAGCGGAGGAUACACCUCUUGUCGUUGCCGCGCCUAUUCUCAUUCCGGGGACAGUUACGGCGAGGCCGCUCAUCACUCUCACGGCCGUUGCGCCGCCGAGAGUUGUUGUACCUUCGACACUGGUUACUUCUACGAGGGGUGUACUGCCUAGUAGCAGCAGUAUCGUCACCUCGCGAGUCAAUAGCGUGUCGACUAUCCCAGGCAACGCCUCUUUCACCACUAGCCUCUCGAAUGUUAUCGCUACAAGCAUUGCCUCUGCCAACCCUGCUCUCUCUAGCGCUCUAAGAGGCGGUGUCGUCGGCGGCAUCAACACCACACCCGUCAUCCAGACUCCUGCCUUUUCUCAACCAACUAUUGCUGCCACAACGGCAGUCGGGGCAGUUCCCGUGCCCACGGGGGCCGGAGAACCGGCUGUUGCUUCUUCGAAGGGCAUUAACACGGGUCAAAUAGCGGGUAUCGCCGUUGGAGCCAGCGCUGGUAUCGCCCUCUUCGCCACAGGCAUGUAUCUCUACAAAAAGAAAAAGAGGACCUCCAGCACCACCCCCAGCGGCUCCGAGACUCCCAUCUCCAACCCGCAGAUAGCCCCUCCUCCGCCUACGAUGCCCAAGAUGACGGCGCCAAUGCGCAUCUCGGAGCUCAUGAGAGCGCCCGACGUGCCGAGGAGGAUGGAACUCACCAACAGCAUGCAGAUCCUCGCGUACCGCAUUAAGGACGCUUUCGACUCGGACAACCGAAACAACGGCGGCAGACCGGAGAGCCAGGAGGUGCCUUUCGUGGAUCCGAGGACGUAUAUGGAUUUGAGUGGCCAGAGGACUCCGCCCGUGCCGCCUAUGCCUUACGGAUAUCAGUCACCGUCGUGGGAGGAGAGUGGGGGAAGAAGGUAUUGA